This is a messenger RNA of Peniophora sp. CBMAI 1063, 747 nucleotides long. Lineage: Eukaryota; Fungi; Basidiomycota; Agaricomycetes; Russulales; Peniophoraceae. The record is from the annotation of a GenBank genome assembly.
AUGGCCGACUUCAUCUACCUCGACAGCCCAAUUAUCGUGCGCUCCUUACCCCUUCAUUGCGUCCCAUCGGUGCUGGUCACCCAUCCGUCUAUAGACCGUGCUAAGCCAGUCAUGCCUCAGGUCUCCUCACAUCCUCCUCCCUAUUCUCGCGACAGACAAUCCUAUCCCCCGCCGCUGCCAGCCGAUGUAGACCAUCGCGCAUGGACAUUUCAACGUUCCUUUGAAAAUGCUCGCGAGAUCGUGAGAUGGUCUGUCCUGCAAACUUUCAAGGUUUGGGCAGACAACUGGGCGCUCGAAGGACAGGUCAUAUCGAGGAAUGAGUUACAGCAGGCUUACAAUCAGGCGCCAAAAGAACUAAAGCAAGCGGUUGACUGGCAGCUGAAAUGGGAUCGUCCUGUCAUCAUGACCUGUGACCAGAGUCACCGCUGGCACGAACAUGUCCAGUUCGAUGCCGCCUCUCCUGUCGUUCAGAAGGCAGUUCAACUCACUGUGUCAGCGUGGACCGCAUACAACGGACCAGCCCGUCUGGACCCUCCCCAACGUGAUCAUCUCGCUAGCGUGUACGAAAAUGCCGACUCCUCAUUGAAGCUCGCGUUAUGCUUCAUUUUGGAGAUGGGUAUUCCAGUUGGCAUUCUGAUGAUGCGAAGGAUCGAGGAAAGGAGAGCGAGUAUCUAUAAGAUGGUGGCUGACCACCGGGCACAGAUGGCCUACUGGAAUGAAUAUGGCCAGGCAGAAGGGCUAUGGUGA